This is a messenger RNA of Truncatella angustata, 1167 nucleotides long. RefSeq names its product o-methyltransferase-like protein. Gene Ontology annotation, molecular function: O-methyltransferase activity. The record is from RefSeq and is a predicted model, not a curated record. The coding region runs from base 1 to 1167 and encodes 388 amino acids. Lineage: Eukaryota; Fungi; Ascomycota; Sordariomycetes; Amphisphaeriales; Sporocadaceae. The transcript has 3 exons.
AUGGAUACCAUUGAUCUCAUUCUGCAACAGCUCCGCGCCUUGGCCACACAGGCUGACGAUGUCGGCCGUCAUAGGUUGCUUGAUGGUCUUCGCGACAUCCAGUCAUCGCUAGAGACACCACAUGACACAUUAUCGCACUUUUCGGGAUUGCAUCUCAAAAUCGCUGCAGCUCGCAUUGGUGAGGACUUGAAAUUGUUUGAGAUUCUAGCUGAGAGAAGGCAGUCGUGGAGUGUUGGGGAUUUAGCCGCCAAGACGAAUGCUGCACCACUAUUUCUUGGCCGACUCUUGCGCUACUUGGCGUCUGUGAACUUGAUCAAGGAGUCAGGUGAAGAUACCUUUACUGCCAAUGGUCAAACUCAUACUCUAGCACAACCAGGCUAUCGUGGUGGUAUAUAUCAUUUCUUCGACAAUUGUGGACCUGUCUUCCAAGCGCUUCCAGCGUUUCUCGCAGGGAAUAAGUAUCAAGACAUCACUGAUGCAACGAAGACUGCAUUUCAAACGGCAUUUCCGACUGACUUGCCUGCAUUCCAAUGGCUACCAACACAACCGGAGCGCUUUGGCCCGCUCCAGCAAGUUAUGAUGGUUCAAGGCGCUGCCGCCGUCCCGUGGUUCUCGGUGUUUCCUUUUGAGAAGGAGUUGAGCGACUUUGCUGGGCGUCACGUGUUUGUUGAUAUCGGAGGUGGGUUCGGUCACCAAUGUGUCGCUCUAAAGCAGGCCUACCCACAGCUGAAGGACAAGAUUGUCCUUCAAGAUCUCCCCCAGACUCUGGAACACCUACCGCCACCAUUUGUAGCGCAACUUGAUGGAAUCGAGAAGUUGGCGCAUAACUUUUUCGAGCCCCAGCCCAUCAAAGAAGCCAAAUUCUAUUACUUGCGUAACGUCCUGCACGAUUGGCCAGAUGAGACAUGUAUUGAAAUCCUCAGCCAGAUCAGCAUCGCAUUGGGUUCGGAAUCGCAAAUUUUGAUUGACGAGAUGGUUCUGCCUAACGUGGGCGUUACAUGGGAGGCAACUACGAUUGAUUUGACCAUGAUGUCGUCCCUUGGCUCGCGUGAGCGCACUCUCAAAGAGUGGCGUGCGCUAUUGGAUUCGGCAGGAUUAAAGAUACAGCGCAUUGACACCUAUACACCCCGCCGCCACGACUCUAUCAUACAAGUCGCUCGAAAGUAG